Messenger RNA from Coccinella septempunctata (seven-spotted ladybird), 1771 nucleotides. RefSeq lists its product as uncharacterized. The record is from RefSeq and is a predicted model, not a curated record. The transcript is spliced from 2 exons. Bases 506 to 1105 code for a protein of 199 amino acids. NCBI's taxonomy places the organism in Eukaryota, Metazoa, Arthropoda, Insecta, Coleoptera, Coccinellidae.
CGCGUCUCGUCCUCUAGAUCAUAAUUGUAGUAUACUUGUUUCCGAAGGAAUUCACCACAGUGUUCAAAGUAUAUGACCAUAGAGUCAUAUUUCCAACCUAAAAAACUGCGCACGCAUCCUCAUUCCCCACGCUUCCUCGAUGCUCCUUUAGCCUAGAGUCGCCAUUAUUUGUUUUUUGUGUCGGAAGAACCACACGUGUUUGAAAUUUUGUCCUUACUAAGGACAAAAGUGAAGUUAUCGAUUCUUCGGAAUUAUAUAUUCAAAGAUUAUAAUCUACAAUCCUUGCAUAAAUUAUUGAGAACCAUGUUGGUGACGAAGAAUCCAGAUAUUGGAAUGGAAUUGAGAAGUUCAACGAGUUACGUUCCUAUUGGCAGAAGAAUGAUGCAAACGAAUCGAAUACGCUUUCAGAUGAAGCACGAAACAGUUGUCAGAGAUAACUUUUGUAGAAGGUACGUUUAAAUCAUAACUAAAAUAUGUUUUAGCCAGAAGACCCCGAAGCCUAGACAUGGUGGAUGCCUGUCCGUCAAUAGACGGAUGGAUGCCCGUUUGCAAAAACGGAUUGCCCUCUGUCGAUAGACACGGUGGAUGCCUGUCCGUCGAAGACGGAUGGAUGCCCGUUUGCAAAAACGGAUUGCCCUCUGUCAAUAGACAUGGUGGAUGCCUGUCCGUCGAAGACGGAUGGAUGCCCGUUUACAAAAACGGAUUGCCCCCUGUCAAUAGACAUGGUGGAUGCCUGUCCGUCGAAGACGGAUGGAUGCCCGUUUACAAAAACGGAUUGCCCCCUGUCAAUAGACAUGGUGGAUGCCUGUCCGUCGAAGACGGAUGGAUGCCCGUUUACAAAAACGGAUUGCCCCCUGUCAAUAGACAUGGUGGAUGCCUGUCCGUCGAAGACGGAUGGAUGCCCGUUUACAAAAACGGAUUGCCCCCUGUCAAUAGACAUGGUGGAUGCCUGUCCGUCGAAGACGGAUGGAUGCCCGUUUGCAAAAACGGAUUGCCCUCUGUCAAUAGACAUGGUGGAUGCCUGUCCGUCAAUAGACGGAUGGAUGGCCGUUUGAAAAAACGGAUUGCCUGUACCCAGUACGGAUGCCUGUCUAUGGAUGUAUAGACAUAUGCCGUUGCCAAAACAGAUGCCUGUUGUUAUGACAGUCUGUCUAACAUUGUCAAACAAGAUGCCUGUUUUACAACGGAUGAUGGACCCUUGGACCCUUGCUGAACAGACUACUGCUGCUAGAACAGAUUGUAAGCCCACAGUAUCGAUGUCUCAUCAUACAGAUAUAUAUUAUUGACCUCCAUUUUUAACAAUGGAAUGCCGGUCUGGCUCUCAGAUAAGUGCCUGUUGGUGUAAUGGCUAGCUGUCCACAGUACAGGCUGCAGAUUAUGUUGUAUAACUUUCAUUAUAGAUGACUGUGGUAAACAAGGAACUCUUAUCCGAAGAGCAUGGAACCCUGUUAUCAGACGGAUCCUUAUGCCCUAAUGGAUGGAUCAUCUGCAGUUAGGAUGCUUGUUUUAGCAGUUGCUAUGCCUUUGGCGGUAGGCUUAUGACAAUUCUCACAAUGGAAUGACUAUCCGAAGUGGAGAUGUGUUGUUGAACAGAUUCUAGAUGUUAUAACGCUUCUUUGUUUUCAGUUCGAACUCCUGGCAUUAGCCAUAAUUGUGUGAAUACAAUUAGGAAAUCAUUUGGCAAUGCUGUGACCUCAGAGAAGAUAGCCUUUUUUGCUUUGACACAUCUCCAAAAAGUGAAGACAAUCCUGAAACUAGAAAUAUAAUUUUA